Molecule: messenger RNA, 870 nt
Organism: Penicillium longicatenatum
Lineage: Eukaryota; Fungi; Ascomycota; Eurotiomycetes; Eurotiales; Aspergillaceae
Product: fumarylacetoacetate hydrolase family protein
Exons: 5
Coding region: 1-870 (289 amino acids)
Molecular function (GO): acetylpyruvate hydrolase activity
Source: RefSeq, a predicted model, not a curated record
AUGGCCUCCUUCUCACACCUCGUGCGUUUCGAGUGCGCUGAACAUGGCACAGCCUACUACGCAGACCUGGGACCCGAUGCUGACGGUCCACCGGUUCCAGGAACGCGAUUAGGUGCAUUCAAAACUUUCCAAGACCUCGCCAGUAACAAUUACAAAGAAAAUGUGACCGUUUCUCGCCCAUGCUCAUGGUGCAAACAGUUGUUGGCACCACUUCCUCAGGAAAAUAUACCGAUAUACUGUGUAGGCCUGAACUACAGAAGCCACGCAAAAGAGGCACAGCUCACGAUCCCAUCGUACCCCCCUCUUUGGACGAAGCCGGCAGCAUCCCUUGCGCACCCAAAUGAAGAUAUCCCCGUCAAUGAUUUCUGUGCUAAAAGCCUCCUCGAUUAUGAGGGCGAGUUAGUUUUUGUGACCUCCGCAGAGUGCCGCGAUAUAUCGCCCAAAGAGGCGGAGAAUUACAUCCUAGGCUAUACAGUGGGGAAUGAUUUAUCCUGUCGCAUGUUUCAGCUACCCCAGAACUCCGGAGGGCAAUUCUUUUUCGCCAAAGCAUUCGACCGUUUCGCCCCAAUUGGACCUACUCUGAUCAGCCCAGAGCUUUUCAAGAGCGGCGAUUUCAAUCUUGUCACAAAAGUCAACGGAGAAUUGCGACAGAGAGCCGACUUCCGGAAAGAUAUGAUCUUCUCCCCAGAGAAGAUCCUUAGUCACAUGAGUCAAGGCACUACUAUCCCCGCCGGAACGGCAAUUAUGACAGGCACUCCACAAGGAGUGGGUGCUUUCCUUACACCAAAAUCAUUUUUGCAAGAUGGUGAUGUUGUUGAGAUUGAAAUGGCAAAGGUCGGGACUUUGAGAAACAAAAUUCAAUUUGAGUAA